AUGACCACCAGAUAUCGUGUUGAAUAUGCCCUCAAGUCUCACCGUCGAGAUCAGUUCAUAGAAUGGAUCAAGGGUCUGCUGGCAGUUCCGUUUGUCCUGUAUUCGCAACCGCAAGGUGUUUUCGAUGGCCAGAGCCUUAGCAGCCUGUCACAAGCUCGGGAAGAAGCCCACCGGCGGUACAGCGAGAUUCUUCGAGACGUCGAGGGUAUGAUUGAUGAACACAUUGCUCACCAGAACGACCCGGCCAACCCAUUUCCUUCCAAGCUCAAGCUCUUAGUGCCGAGCAUCGGACCUUUCUUUACACGUCUUCCCCUAGAAGCUGCAUUCAAGUUUCAAGACAACAAGCGCUACAUCUCAUCUCGACGUUUCGUUUCUCCCUCCUUCAACGAUGUUCGUUUAAUCCUCAACUCAGCCCAAAUCAUGGCGGUCACAACCUAUGGGACGCUGCAGCUUGCCACAUUUGAUGGAGAUGUGACUCUGUAUGACGAUGGGAAGAGCCUGGAGCCAGAUAGUCCGGUGAUUCCCAGACUGAUUGAUCUUCUGCGUAAGAACGUCAAGAUCGGGAUUGUUACUGCUGCGGGAUACACUACAGCCGACAAGUACUACACACGUUUGCAUGGCUUGCUAGAUGCGCUCGCCAACAAUGCGGAGCUCACGCCAGCCCAAAAACAGUCUCUCAUUAUCAUGGGCGGAGAAGCAAAUUAUCUCUUUGCCUUUUCCCCGUCGUCUCCGCACUUGUUGGAGCCCAUCCCACGGGAACGCUGGCUGACGCCUGAGAUGGCUUCUUGGGACGAGCGCGAUAUCUCAGAGCUGCUUGAUGUUGCUGAAGAAGCGCUACGUGAAUGCAUCAAAACACUCAACUUACCGGCAACCCUGAUGCGCAAAGACCGUGCAGUGGGUAUCGUGCCCAACCCGCCCGAGACUCGAAUCCCACGCGAAUCCCUUGAAGAGACAGUGUUGGUGGUGCAGAAAAUCUUGGAGCUGAGCAGCGCGGGCAGGAAGAAGAAGGUCCCAUUCUGUGCUUUCAACGGUGGUAGAGAUGUCUUCGUCGACAUCGGGGAUAAAAGUUGGGGAGUGAAAGUUUGCCAAAGAUGGUUCGGAACCGAUCUACCGGGAGGAAUGAUCAAGGGAGAGAACACUCUUCAUGUGGGGGACCAGUUCUUGAGCGCCGGCGCAAACGAUUUCCGGGCUCGGAGUGUUGGCACCACAGCAUGGAUUGCGAGUCCAGCAGAGACGGUUGAAUUGCUCGACGAACUGGCCGAGCUGAUGGAGAAAAAGAUGAGCUGA
Messenger RNA from Thermochaetoides thermophila DSM 1495, 1287 nucleotides. RefSeq names its product imp-specific 5'-nucleotidase-like protein. Gene Ontology annotation, molecular function: magnesium ion binding. NCBI's taxonomy places the organism in Eukaryota, Fungi, Ascomycota, Sordariomycetes, Sordariales, Chaetomiaceae. Gene Ontology annotation, biological process: nicotinic acid riboside biosynthetic process; nicotinamide riboside biosynthetic process; nucleotide metabolic process. The record is from RefSeq and is a predicted model, not a curated record. The transcript has 5 exons. The coding region runs from base 1 to 1287 and encodes 428 amino acids.